Lymnaea stagnalis (great pond snail) is the source of this 386-nucleotide messenger RNA. The record is from the annotation of a GenBank genome assembly. Lineage: Eukaryota; Metazoa; Mollusca; Gastropoda; Lymnaeidae.
AGAAAAUUAAUUCAUGCUUGAAAGAGAUGAAUAGUUUGGAUAUAAAUGAUAAAAUUAUACCAAAAAGCAAAAAUAAUGGAAAUGAUGUUGAUUUAAGCAAUUAUGAAAUGCCUCCAAAAGUUGAAUUAUCUACUAAUGAAUUAAGAGGGAAAAAAGAAAAGAACACUGUUGUCUCACCAGCACUAACUAAUGCAGGAUCUAGUAAACCAACUAGAAAUUUACGUGCUAGAAAUAAAGUUGUGUCAUACAAAGAAAGUGAAUCGCCUGAUGUCAGUUUAAUAUCAAAGGAAAAAAGACAUACUUUAUCAAAGACUCAAAAAUGUGCAGCUAAGAGUAAUGAAGAUUUAUUUAAAUGGAAUAAAAAUAGUGUUAAGGCUACACCAGAU